Molecule: messenger RNA, 600 nt
Organism: Pyricularia pennisetigena
Lineage: Eukaryota; Fungi; Ascomycota; Sordariomycetes; Magnaporthales; Pyriculariaceae
Exons: 2
Coding region: 1-600 (199 amino acids)
Source: RefSeq, a predicted model, not a curated record
AUGGCUGCAGUCGCGGAGCCGCUCGCUUCGUCCUUGGCCUGCUGCGUUAAUUCGUCAUCGCGGUCCGAACCGUUGUCGGCAGCAAACUCCCACGCGUGGACAUCACGGGAGCGGCCGCGUGUGAGCCGCGGAGGAAGGGGUGACGCGCCUUCCAGUGAUCCCGGGCAGGGAAGAGAGCCUGUUAAAACGGAGAUUGGAGGUAACGUGGUGCUCGCCCGUUCAGGAGACGGCGAGACGAGGGUGGCCUUGCCAUCAAGCGACAUUGACAGGCGUACCGCCGAGUUUGAACGCGAGUCGGAACGCGAGUGCGUGCGAGGAAUGGGAAGCACGGGGGCAGAAGCGGCCGAGGAGCACGACGACGGUGCGAAGGGGUCGGUCCUGAACGAGUCAUCGACACCGUCGGUGUGGCGCUUAAAGGACGAGGGGGUGGAAAAAGCCGCGCCCGUGGACCACCUCUGGUUUGAGACAAAGCUUCCUGAUUGCGAAAAUGAAAACGACUUGGACGAGGCGGAAUGGUGUGAUGCGUCCGCCGGUGUUCUGCUAACUGAUGGGUGCGAUGGAGUCUUCGCGGGGAGAGGAACCUCCAUAGUGAACUGGUGA